Cydia pomonella (codling moth) is the source of this 1914-nucleotide messenger RNA. RefSeq lists its product as uncharacterized. The transcript is spliced from 3 exons. The record is from RefSeq and is a predicted model, not a curated record. NCBI's taxonomy places the organism in Eukaryota, Metazoa, Arthropoda, Insecta, Lepidoptera, Tortricidae. The coding region runs from base 1 to 1914 and encodes 637 amino acids.
AUGAUUCCAAAGCUAAGCAGUGACAAGAAGGCUCUAUCGCAGUUCAUCGCGCAAGCUCGAUUGGUCGAUCAACUGAGGAAAGAAUUUAUAGAGUUGAUGGAUGACGUCAAUCUUCUGAACUUGGAGUUGGACCCGGAGUAUAACGUGAACUACAGCGCAAUGAACGCGUUUGAAGAUCUCUACUGCAGAAACGAGUCCAAGUCCUCACCUAAGGAUGAUAGUGAAGCUAGCACAAGUUCAUCUGUGACGGACAACGGUGCCUCCGUAUGUACUCAUUCGGCAUUGAGACAGACUAAAUCACCCUUGACGGAAAUUCUCGCCACUGCUAAGGUGCUAGCUAGUGGGCGUAACGGCAAGGACAAGGUUUUGAGAUGUCUGCUGGAUCCAGGAUCACAGAAACAUUACGUUACAUUGAAGUGCUGCAAGAAUUUAGGUCUUCCUGUACACAGCAGCCCCGUGACUUCAAUAAAUGGAUUAGGGGGAACAACGAUAACACAACCCAUUCGAGGAACUGUCAACUUAACAUUUAGGUCAAGAUAUGAUCCUAAAUCUCAAUAUACUAUCGAAGCGCUUGUAUUAGAUGAGAUCACGCCUGAUUUACCGACCUGUCAUAUUGAUCAAUCUUCAUCUGAUCUGUUUGAUAAUUUACAUCUAGCAGAUGAUUCCUGGGCGAUCCCAGGAGAAAUUGACGUACUUCUUGGUGUUAAGUUAUUCACCAAAUUGUUAAUGUCGGAUAAAAUUGAGAACCAACCUGGUUUGCCUGACGCUUUAGAAACUACACUGGGGUACAUCAUAUUAGGUGAUGCUCCCGCAGUAAAUGCUUCCUACUCAGCAGCUGGGUAUUUUACUUCGGUUGAAGUGGGAAAUUUGAUGCAAAAAUUUUGGGAAAUUGAAGAUUUAGAUGGAGUCAUUCAUAGUCCUGCCGACAAACAAGCUGAAGACAUAUUCAAAAAUACAGUGAAUCGUUUGGAAGACGGGCGGUACGAAGUUGCACUUCCAUUUAAAUUGGAACCAAACAAUUUAGGCAAUUCUUACAAGACUGCUGAACGCAGAUUUUUAGCACUUGAAAGAAAAUUCCUCAAACAACCUGAGUUAAAGCCAGCUUAUGAUGAAGUUAUCCGUGAACAUAUUGAUAAAAAAUACUUAUCUGAGGUUCCGAAUGAUAAGUCAAAUGAUGCUUAUCACAUACCCCAUCACGCAAUUGUCAAAAGUGACAGAACAACCACAAAGGUGAGAAUUGUGCUGGACGCUAGUGCACAGACCACAAGCGGCUUAUCAUUAAAUGACAUACUUCACGCAGGACCAAGUCUACAGGCUGACUUGUUCUGCAUUCUCCUAAACUUGCGAUUAUUUGCUAUUGCCAUCACGUCUGAUGUACGUCAAAUGUAUCUGUGUAUUGACGUACGGGGGGAGGAUCGUCCUUAUCAGCGUAUCCUUUAUAGGUUUAGUCCUGAAGAAACUAUAAGGGUGUUUCAAUAUAACAGGGUAGCUUUCGGUCUACGUAGCAGUCCUUUUCUGGCACUGCGAACUGUCAAACAGUUGGUAGCUGAUGAAGGUGAUAAAUACCCACUCGCAAAAGAAAUCGCAUCUCGUGAUAUUUAUAUGGAUGAUGUAGCCAGUUCAGUUAUUGAUGAAGACCAGGCUGUACAAGCGACUAAACAACUGCUGGAUUUGUUCUUGAAAGGCGGAUUCCAAUUAGCAAAAUGGUCGUCUAAUUCUGCAGCUGUUCUGAAAGAAAUACCAAAGGAACUACAUCUGUCCCAAAGUGUCACCUUCGACGAUGAUACAACGUUGAAGAUUUUAGGUCUUCGUUGGUAUCCUGGUGAAGAUGUAUUCAAGUUCCAGCUGCUGCAUAAUGAUUUUUGCUUCUACUAUACAUGGAGCGACCAGACCAAGUGGAUCGAACACCUGUGA